UGUAAACAAACCCAUGACGUCAUCAUCGUGCGCUCCAUGUCACCAGACCGGAUGCAUAUUUUUAACAUUUAGUGAUAAUAAUACCGUAUUUGUGUAAACUGCGUUGAAUUUAUCAGUGUUAUCGGCAUCAGCUUUUUGAUUGAUCGUCUCACAACCUUUGUUGUGAGUAAGAUUAAGUGGGUUAGUGUGUUGACUACAUAGAUUCAGUGCACCAUGGGUGCUGAACAGAGUGGAGAUGCUGAACACAAGCAUUCAGACUUAAACACUUCAGUUGUACCCUCUCCAGCAAAGCAACGGGCCAAAAUGGACGAUAUUGUAGUUGUAACCCAAGGAACUCAGUCAUUGCGGAACAUCCAUAAUGAUCCAGACGUCAUAAAGCUACAAGAAAUUCCCACCUUUCAGCCUCUUCUCAAAGGUGUACUCAGUGGGCAAACCACUCCCAGUACUGUCUGUUUAGAAAAGCUGGAUUCAGCACAGGUACUGCAGUUGUGUGUGCGAUAUCAAGAUCAUUUACAUCAGUGUGCAGAGGCUGUCGCAUUUGACCAGAACGCUCUGGUCAAGAGGAUCAAAGAGAUGGACCUGUCAGUGGAGGCGCUUUUCAGCAUCAUGCAGGAGAGACAAAAACGUUACGCCAAGUACGCCGAGCAGAUCCAAAAGGUCAAUGAGAUGUCCAUGAUUCUGAGGCGCAUACAGAUGGGCAUCGACCAGACGAUACCCCUGAUGGAGCGUCUCAACAACAUGCUACCUGACAGUGAACGUCUAGAGCCCUUUAGUAUGAAGCCUGACGGAGACAUUAAAUAGGUUGCAACACACCGUGGGAUUGUACUGAAUGACUGGUGCUUUGUAGAGACCUACAGUACUAAGGUCUGGAUGAUACAUGUGGAGCUUUGUUUUGCACUCUGAGAGACUUGCCUAGUUGUUUUCUGUCCAAGUUACGUGGGACAUAUUGUAAAAUUAUAAAAAUACCAAGCAUGUGUACAUAUAUCUACUUGCUAUGCUUAAAUAAGUGAUUUUAAAGGCAUACUAACAUAUAGUUCUGCCUUUGUAAUUUAAACUUUUAUUGAAGGAGAAGUCGUCAUUAAUGCAUAUGAUGCUCUUUGUUGGCUGAAAUACUAAAAUUACUGGCAUUAAAUAGAUUUUUAGUCUU
Misgurnus anguillicaudatus (oriental weatherfish) is the source of this 1147-nucleotide messenger RNA. The record is from RefSeq and is a predicted model, not a curated record. Lineage: Eukaryota; Metazoa; Chordata; Actinopteri; Cypriniformes; Cobitidae.